GGAGCCGGCGGCGGGUCCCCGGCGGAGCCUGCGCCGCGCUCCGCUCCCAUUGGCUGCCCUCGCCUUUGUGUGCCGGGCAGCUGCGGCCCCAGCCCCGCAUUUGAAUGUAUAGAGGGGGAUUGGAAGGGAACAUUUCCAUGGGCCAUCUGUCUCCUCGCCAGCCAGCGCUGCCGCCGCCUCAGCCUCCGCAGCCUCCGCCCCGCUGCUGCCUCCGCCACCAUCCCCUCCAUCCCCUCCAUCCCCUCCAUCCCCACCUCCUCCUCUACCACCUCCUCCGCCUCCUCCUCCUCCGCCUCCGCCUCCACCAGCGCCCGGGAGCAGCGCAACAAAGGGACCCCGCGCAGCAGCCGCGAGAGCAGCCGCCGCCGCCGCCGCCCCAGCUUCCAGGAUGGUCCUAGUCCACGUAGGCUAUCUCGUUCUUCCAGUAUUUGGCUCUGUGCGAAACAGAGGUGCCCCUUUUCAAAGGUCUCAGCAUCCUCACGCUACCUCCUGCCGCCAUUUCCACUUGGGUCCCCCCCAGCCACAGCAGCUCACUACGGACUUCCCCAUCGCGCAUCCUGUGCAGUCCCAGCCGGGCCUCAGUCCCCACAUGGCCCCGGCCCACCAGCACAGCGGCACCCUCCACCAGCCCCUGACCCCGCUGCCCACCCUCCCGUUCCAGGACGUCACAGGUCCCUCCUUCCUACCUCAGGCCCUGCACCAGCAAUACCUCCUCCAGCAGCAGCUCCUUGAGGCCCAACACCGCAGGCUGGUCUCACACCCUAGGCGGACUCAGGAACGUGUGUCCGUUCACCCUCACCGGCUGCAUCCAGGCUUUGACUUCAGCCAUCAACUACAGACGCCUCAGCCCAGGUAUUUGGCUGAGGGCACCGACUGGGAUCUCAGCGUGGAUGCUGGUUUGAGCCACGCCCAGUUCCAGGUUCGGCCCAUCCCUCAGCACUAUCAGCAUUACCUAGCGACGCCUCGAAUGCACCACUUUCCCAGAAACUCUUCCUCCACGCAGAUGGUCGUCCAUGAAAUCAGAAAUUACCCUUAUCCCCAGCUUCACUUUCUUGCUCUUCAGGGACUGAAUCCAAACAGACAUACAUCGGCAGUGAGGGAAAGCUACGAGGAACUACUUCAGCUGGAGGACAGACUGGGCAAUGUGAGCCGAGGAGCUGUACAGAACACCAUCGAGAGGUUCACCUUCCCCCACAAGUACAAGAAAAGAAGACCCCAAGAAGGCAAAGGCAAGAAGGAAGAUGGGGAAGAAUCAGACACGGAUGAGAAAUGCACGAUUUGUCUGUCUAUGCUUGAAGACGGAGAAGAUGUGAGGCGUUUACCGUGUAUGCAUCUCUUCCACCAGCUGUGCGUCGACCAAUGGCUCGCCAUGAGCAAGAAAUGCCCCAUCUGCCGAGUGGACAUUGAAACACAACUGGGUGCCGACAGCUGAGGUGACAGUCCGCCUGGCAGAUGCCCCACUUUCCUUCACCAGGUCCCCCGACGGCCAUAGCCCUUGCAGCCAAACUUUGCCUUCUGAGCCAUUUGAUUUAAAGGAAAAGCCUGCAAGCACAUUUUGCGGAAAGAGGAAUCGGUGGUAUCAGCGUCAAAGGGAUAGGAAGGAGGUCCCACCCAGCCCGAAUGGUCACUGCCCCACGUGCCACGCGUGGGGGGAGCUGGCCAUUGCCCAGCCAGGGGGGCGGGAAGGGGGGGCCCACGCUGCUGAGGAUUUAGUUGUGAUCUCGAAGGUACUAGUUGGAUAGUCUGGCCCCUCAAUCCUGUCCUUCGAAGGAUUGUAUAUAUACCUCUCGACUACGUAGAAACCAUGUAGGGGUCUCUAGCUAUUUCUGUGGAUGGCAACCGGAGCAUGUUAGCUUAAGAAAAAAAAAUGUCGUGUGUGGUGCUCUAGUCAUCUUGUGGUGGACAUGUUGCUAUUACCGAAUUUGCACCAAAUAUUUCUCAUCAAGUCCCUUGUUUUGGUGCCUGACAAAACUGACCAACGACAGCCCAAAUCUUCCCAUCUUUAGGAGAGAAGGAAAAAAAAAGGUACAAAGGUUAAAAAAAAAAGCCAAAUCCUGUUUACAGUGAAAAGGAUGAUUCUUCACCCAGGUCUGGGGGUGGGUGGGAGGGGCUUCUCGUUCUUUGUGUUGGUGUUGUUGUUUUGUUUUUUAUUUUUGCUUUGAUCAUGUUUACAGUGUACGGAGCGGUGGAAGGAGGAGGGGCAUCUGGGAAAGAGAUGGGGACAGGAAAGGAUCCAGUGGGAACACAUUGGAUCCCUCAGGAUCCCUACCUGAGCCUCCCACCUGUUGUGCUGGGGUUCAGGGUGGGUGGCCCCGGGGGAGAGGUAGAGAGGAGAGAGGGAGGUCCCUUCUUAAGGGAAGGAUCCUGAGCUCCUGGUGGCCCUCAGAGGAGCUAAGGCUUGGCUUCAGGGCUCCUUCCCCUGUUUCCCCAUAGGCUAGAGAGAGGCUGGCCUUCAGCUAUCAUAGCUUGCUGCAUUCCCCAGAGCCCAACUGCUAUCGCUCUGUGUUCUCCCCUCUGCUGCUCCUUGCCUCGAGGCAAAGAGGCGAUUUAACCGCUGCCUCCCUAUGCAAAAAUAAAUAAAUAAAUAAAAAGUAAGUAAAACGUAAAAUAAAAUAAAAUAGCAUAGAUAAUUAGUAGCUGGUCUUGGCCAAAGUGUUCUCAGCUGCUCUUCUGAGAGCCCCGGCUGGCACUCAAGGAAUGAUGGAGGCUCACGUGCCCCAGGAGGCUGGGAGAAGGCCAAAGCUUGCAGCCUGUCCUCUAUGGUGCCAGCCAGGGUGGAGCAUCACAGGCCAUGAGAUGGUACUUGGACUUCCUCGGGUCCCACCUGGAGAGACAGAGAUUGGGCUCUGGCUCUGAGAGAAUCUUCACUGGGAAAUUGGGGGCCAGAGGCCCCCAGACCCUGCCUCCUCCCUCGACCUGCUUCGAGCAAGUCACGCCCCUUUUUUCUGUGCCUCAGUUUCCCCAUCUGUAAAGUGGGGGAGAAACUAACCUUUAUCCCAGCCCCCACUCCCUCUACCUCCACAAGAUGUUGUGAGGAUUAAUAGCACUUCUGCUCUCUCCUGGGUCCCUUCUCAGGGUGGGGAAAAACUUUGAAGUUUCAAAUGAUUCCACCUAAUGUUCCCCCACCCACCCACCCUGCACAAAGCCACAGCUUUUCUGAAGCCUGGAGGGAGCAGAGGGAAGGAAAGAGGGAGAGACAGGUGGGAACCCGUGAAGUUCCAUCUAGCACCAAAUUGCUUUUAUUACUAUUACUCUUAUUAGUAUUGAUAUUAUUAUUAUCAUUAGUUGGUCCAUGCUUUCUUUUUCAUGGGUGAGAAACACCAGGAAUUAGGACAUACCAAAAGGAGUGUGGGGGAAUGAUUACAGCUCAUAUGGAAUUCUACGCCCUUCCUUUGGCCCUUCCUAUUUCCUUUCCCCCCACCCAUCUGCUACCCCUCUCCCACCCCUUUUCUCCCCCUGCCCUUCAAUAAGCAAAAGAGGACAUGGGGAGACCGUGGUGGUGGUGUUGACAUGCACCAAGGACCACUGGGUGGAGGAGGGAGCAGGUUUGUUUUCUGUCACUCUAGAGCAGAAAACUUUAGACUAAUGGGUAGAAGUUAUAGGGAGACAGACUUCAAUUCCAUACAAGAACUUUGUAACAGUCCUCUGAUUAUUCCGCCAUGGAAGAGGCUUGUUUCAAGAAGCACUGAGCUUCCCAUCAUUGGAAGUGUCCAAACAGAUAACUAUCUGCUAAGGUUUUCCUAGAGGAGAUUCCUGCAUGGGAUGAGAGAUUGGCCUGGGUGACCUGGAGAGUCCCUCUAAAAGUCCAUGAUUCUAUGGAGUGUAUGUGUGUGUGUGUGUGUGUGUUUUUUAGUGAGAUAAUGUAUGUAAAGUGCUUCGCAAACCUUAAAAUGCUACUACAUAAAUGCAAGCUAUUAUUAUUAGUGCUCACUGUGAGUCCACUGUUACGCUAAGCUCUAUGGGGGAUGGAAGAAAAGAGGAAGCGGAAACCUAGGUCCUGCCCCUGAGGAUCUUGCAAUAUAUACGUUAGGGAAUAUUACAAUCCAUGACAGUGUUAGAGGAGACCACCGCGCUGAAGCCAGUAUUUCUAUAACAACAACACAAAAUUCACAAAACUGCCAGGAGGCUCCGGUCUCCCGUGGGGAGGCUUGGGCUUCCAUCAGAAGAUAAGCAGUUGCCUUGUCAGAAGCUGGGCCGUUAGGAAGGGCGAAGCAGGGACUCCCACCUUGGGGCCAUCAGAAGGAGACUGUUCUUUCCACCAGAGAUUUCUCCUUGUUUUGGCUCCUUGUUCCACCCUCCGGGUUGCUUAGAAGAGAUUGGAAGGUUCAAGGGAGGCAAUGGGUUAGAGUGGGAAAAAUGCUGGUUCAUGAAUCCAAACAUCUGGCUUGAGCUAUAACACUAAACGGCUGACCUUGGCUAAGUUCCUUCCUUGCUCUGUGCCUCAAGUUUCCUCAUCUGCAAAAUGAGGGGGUUGGACUCAUUGAUCUCUAAGGUCCAGUCCGGCUCUGACUCUGUGAUUUCCCCAAGGCCAGGGCAUCUUUUCCCAAGCUAGUAAGGUGCCUGCACCGUCCCCACCUGCUUCAGACCAGGAAGCCGUCCAAGGUGACUUUUUUGGUGGGCAGGAACAUCUGCUUAAGAGGCUGAAAAAACAACACAAAAACAAAUUCAGAGUGAGUGGAACAUGAUUCUUUCUGCCUUUCCUCUCGUCCUUUCCCCCUCUGCCUUCCUUCCCCAUGUUUUCUCCGGUCCCAUCUAUAUCUUCCUGGGGCAGGAAGCCCUGCUCUAGGUGCCAAGGUGGGGACCACCCAGAGGGCAACCCUUGCCUUGGAGGAAUUUAUGGUCAUCUGCCACUUGUGGAAUCCCAGCUGAGCUGUAAUUACCCGACUUCUCCCCAAGAGACCCCAGGUACUGUCUGGGGGGCCAGAUGAGGCAGGUGAGGGGCCUGCUCUCCUUCACACCUGUCCCCCCACCCUAGCACCCUGGGUCCCUUCCAUGACAUAGGGAGAAUGGUUGAGGGUCCAUUUGGGCUCAAGACUCUCAGCCCUGACUCGGAAGGUCUCUGGAGUCGGUCACCGGUGAUAAUUUGAGAAGGAAGAGCGGAAAGGGGCCCGUGUUUCCUUUCCCUCUCCUCCCCAGGGACUUUUGUGGGGAGCUGGGGGUCAGAGGGAAGCAGGCACAGAUACUACUCCAACGCCAACAUCUUAAGGAGAGGAGACCAUCUUCAGUCCUUCUUCUGCUCAACUCAAGGGCCUCAGACCCUCGACUGAGAAGCAUGAGUGCCUUCUGUGGCUGGAAGCUGCCCUGGGAAUGAAACUGGGGCCCCUUUCCAACAGCAGCCGCAGCCACAGCAGCAGGCCCCUCUGGGACUCUGGUCAAACCAAUGCCAACGAGCCCGGCAGGGCAGGGCAGGCGGAGGCCGAAGGGCCCAGGGUCCACAGUACACCUCCCCUUCACCAGGACCCUUCCUUCGUCCCCUCCAGAGCCCAAUGCCCAGUCCUGCUGCCCCCCUGAGGCAGGGCAUCAGCUCCUCUGUUCCCAGCACCCCAACUCCAUGCAGGUGUUACUAACUCUUUAUGCCUAAUGAACAAGCACAGUUUUUUUCCAGUGGUGAUGAAAAGCACCACCCAGACUCUUUCCUGAAGAAAUCCCACUCGCUCCCUCCCCACCCUUUGGUGGGGGAGCCUUGCCCCCCGCGGCGCCGUAGCAACGUCUGUCAGGUCCCCCCUUGCCCGCGUUCCAUCUCCUGUCCUCGCAUAGAGCAAAUGCUAGAGCGAUUUCAGCUGAUAGAAAAAAAACAAAAAAGAAAAAAAAACAAACAACAAAAAACGAACAAAAAAAACACACAUGGCACGUUGCUAGUUUACAGGGUUUUGUGAGUUUAAAUGCCUUAUAUUUAACAAUCAUAAUUUAUGACUAACUUGUAGAUAUUGUGGGUUCUUAUUUAAUUAUUUUUAUAGUUGUUUUGCAUUUUUAAUUAUAAUUUAUUUAUUUAGAAAGGAUACUAAUUUUUUUUAUUACUCCUAUUACCUCAUUUUGGCAUUGUUUCUGGGAGUGGAAUGCUUUGCAUGCAUUGGUACGAUGAAAACCGACUUUGACCACAAAAAAACCACAAAAAACAAAAAAAAAACCCACAAAAUUUCGCUGAACUUUAUCUCGUCCCAAAUCAGGGUGUGUGAUUGCAAACUGUCUUACUGUGGUGCUGGCCUCUUUGGAUACAUUCCAUUCAAAAUGCAAACCUUUGAUUCUGUAUGCUGUGAUUUAGUGGAAAACUGCAAUAGAGUAACCGUAUUUAGCACAUAUAUAAAUAUGAUUUGCACUCAGCAUCAAACUGAGGUAAUCCUUUCACUCGCUUCCCUCCGGGUCCCUCUGAAUAUGGACCUCUGUUCUCCCCCACCUCCAGCUUCCUCCACCCCAAAAGCAACCCCAAAGGAUCCUGUUAGGGAAGGCUUGGGAGGCAAGUCAUAGCAGGAGGCCAUGUUUGGGGGGGAAAGGGGUGCUUUAGGAAUACAGGGGUCCUGUCCCAUCAGCAGUCUCUAGCUUCCAACACAAGUUUCCUCUUGGGGAACGCAAAGCAAUUCCUGUUCAGGACUGGGCACUGUGGGGUGAGGUGGAGAUUUUGUGAUCUCAUGAGCUUGCCAGCAGCAUAAGGGACAAAAGACAGGGGGUGCCAAUAGUAAGAAUAUCCAGAACCCGAGCAGUGUAAUGUUGUGGAACAAGUCAGGAGACCUGAAGUUUGGGCCUUCCUGGCUCUGCCGCUAACUUGCAGUGUGACUUUGGGCAAGUCUUAUGAUCUCUCUGGGUCUCUCCAUUGGAAAGUGAGUUGAACUAGAUGAUUUCAGAGGUCUCUUCCAGUUGUGACAUUCUGUGUUUAUAAGGCCGUGUCCUCCUCUUCUUGGAUUCCUUUUUGGAGAUCCCAACUCUCCAGAGAGCUGUCGGAGCUCAUGGGGCACCCACCAUUUUGUACCUAGUUUGCUUGUAUUGGGCUUCUUUGGCCCUAGUAAAGGAGAAAUCGUUGGCCAAUCAUUUUUUCCAGUGAAUUUGCUCAGUGUAGGCUUUCAAUUUAGGUCGCUGGGGCCUCCAACCCCUCCAUUGCUAUAAUAGAAAGUUAGGCUAUUUCUUUGUGCUGAUAAUUGCCUCAAUUGUGUCCGUCUCUUUGACCCUGUAGACCAGAGUUUCCCAAACUAUGUUUUAUAGAACCAUAUUGGGUUCUAUGAAUAGGGUUAAAAAAAACCUGUCAAAAUCUAUGAGAAAAUCUUAAAGGAACAUUUUGCCUCUAAAAUGUUGAGUCUAAAAUUAUGUAUCAAAAUAUAUAAAAUAAUUUCAGCAUGAAAACAGGGCUAAUUGAUUUAAUAUGGUAGCUCUAAAUUGUCUCUAAACCCUCUUUUUUUAGAGGUUAUGCCAACAUUUACAUGGCCAUAUGGGUUUGGGAAACACUGCUGUCCACAAUGCUUGGGGGCUGGGAAGGGUGGGUGGGGGGUUGGGUGGGUGGGAUUCCACCUGUUUAGUGGACUUGCCUCUUGCAUGCUGGCUUGUAUAUUUUCAGUGGAUUUGGAAGAUGUUGGCAGGUUGGGCUAAAGUGCAUGUCAUAGAAUACUGGGGUUGAAGUAUGGGCCCCAAAUGUUGUAGCUUGGUGUUUUUGUCCUGACCAUGGAAGCUCUUGGAAUUUUGGAUGAUUGGGCCUCCUUCCAGCUCGAAGCUUUAUUUCUAGAAAGUUAAGGGAAUUGAUGAGCGGGAGGGAGGGAGGGAGAGGGCACCCUAGCUCUAGAUUCUAUGAUUCUAUGAUCCUGUGAACUCAUUUGUUGGCAAAUUAUGAGUUGAAAUGUGCCAUUAUGUUACCCCAAACCUCUCUUCCCCUGGUGACUUGGCUGGGCAGGUUUCUUGCCCUUCCCUCUGCAGUAUAGGAAGGAUGGCAAAGUCAUGGGAAAGGACUAUGGUUAGAGUUGGGGGUAGACAGGAAGUUGAAUUAUUUGGCUUUGGGUGAGCCAUCAGUAGUAGAGCCAUUUGUUGUCGGGAAAGGAAAUCUGGGCCAGAUCUUUGGCAUAGGCUAGCACAUUGACCUGCCCCCAGUUCCCCUUAAUUGACAGGACACAUGAGGAGUUGUUAAUACUCUUGAGGAGAAGCACCUACUUUCAGUACCAAUUUAGAUCCUUCAGGGAUUGUGGCAAGAAUUCAGGGUGACAUCUUUAAGACCUGUACCUUUGACUCCCUUUUCCCUCUGUUCCUUUCCCUAUUUCCUCCCUAACUCCUUUUUUCUUUCCCAUCUUUUCCUCCUUUCUCUUCCCUCCUCCUUUCUACUUUUCCCCCAUCAAUGCCUCUUUCCAAUAACUAACAACCCCAACUCAAGGUCUACAUGGAGGGAGAGCAAUUAGGGAUUGGGACAAGUGGGCUUGGUAACAUCACCUUACCACCUAAAGUCCAUGAAUCAGCCAAGUCAAGAGGCCUUUCUACCAAUUAUUGAGGGGGUGAUGGAGUUUAUGUGCUAUGCCUACCCCCCAUCCUCUCCCUCACCAGGUUCCUACAUCUCCCACUAGCCAAACUCUGCCUUCCCCUUUGAAAUACCAUCACUACUGUGCCAGACCUGUGGUCCAGCCUCUGGGGUCUCUUCUAGGUAAACUGGCAGAUAUUAUAACAAAUCCUGUCAGUAAAAAUUCCUUUGAUAGGUCCCAGAUGGAUUCACCUUAUAUCAAACAAUGUUUUCUAGCAGAAGGCAUUAAAGCAUGGUACCUCUUGUGCUUCUUUGGAAGUUGGUACCUGGAGCCCAAGCCAACACCAUUCACCCUUGCCUAUUCUGGUUCUCAUUGUUCCCCCAAACCCCAGUUACAGCCAUCUUUAUUUGUCCCCAUUUCCCCUUCUGGUUCCAACUUUUUGCCUUGGAAACCAUUUUUUUUCCUAAGGCUAUAACUAGCCUCAUAGGGGGCCCAGGCGAGUGAAAGGAUUAUCAUUGGUUUUGAUUGGUUUUUUUGGUAACCCUACUGCUGUUCUGUUCUGUUGUGCUGUGUGACAUUUUGCUACAUAGACUAUUUUAUAGCAGAAAGCUAGAAGAAUAUUUAUUAUGAAUAUUAAAGCAAUAGUGCAUCAAGAGACGGAGACAUUAGGAAUUGUGUAAAUGCUUAGAUUCACUUUUGGUGGAUUUUUUGUACUUUAUUUAUAACUAAUAAAAAACAAACUGCAUUGCUAACUACA
Molecule: messenger RNA, 9183 nt
Organism: Monodelphis domestica (gray short-tailed opossum)
Lineage: Eukaryota; Metazoa; Chordata; Mammalia; Didelphimorphia; Didelphidae
Gene: ARK2C
Product: arkadia (RNF111) C-terminal like ring finger ubiquitin ligase 2C
Biological process (GO): positive regulation of BMP signaling pathway; motor neuron axon guidance
Cellular component (GO): nucleus
Molecular function (GO): zinc ion binding; ubiquitin protein ligase activity
Source: RefSeq, a predicted model, not a curated record